Messenger RNA from Dentiscutata erythropus, 309 nucleotides. The record is from the annotation of a GenBank genome assembly. Lineage: Eukaryota; Fungi; Glomeromycota; Glomeromycetes; Diversisporales; Gigasporaceae.
AUGAAUUAUCGAUAUCAAGAUCCUACUAUGUAUUACGCUUCUUAUCUUUACCCAGCUGCUAGUCCCUCUUCUAAAUACACAACUUCCUACCUUUAUAAUCCUUCCUCUGCUUAUAAAUUUGAAAUUUCAAUAUCAGAAUAUGGAUAUGCAAAUCUAAUUAUUUCUAUUAUAUAUAGUUGGCUUUUGAUUCUUUCAUAUGUAACUAUUUUGAUUUUAGUAUGUAUUUCAAAAUUUGUAAAGGAUAUGGUUCAGCAAGGCAUGGAAGAGAUGGAAAGCUCUGCAAAUGUAGUACAUGAGGGCCCAGCCUAA